This is a messenger RNA of Punica granatum (pomegranate), 1374 nucleotides long. The record is from RefSeq and is a predicted model, not a curated record. NCBI's taxonomy places the organism in Eukaryota, Viridiplantae, Streptophyta, Magnoliopsida, Myrtales, Lythraceae.
UGCCGGUCAAUUAAGCAUUUGCCUAUACUUCACAUUCAUUCAUCACAUAGUAAGAGAGAUUUUCUUCGUGCUCGAUAAGAUAAUUAAAAUGGUGGCCACGGUGAUCCCGAGAGUCGAGAGCCUGGCGAGCAGCGGGAUCCAGUCAAUCCCGAAGGAGUACGUGAGGCCGGAGGAGGAGCUCACUAGCAUCGGAAAUGUCUUCGAGGAGGAGAAGAGGGAUGAGGGCCCUCAGGUCCCGACCAUUGACCUAAGGGACAUUGAGUCAGAGGACGAGGUUGUCCGGGAGAAGUGCCGGGCCGAGCUCAAGAAGGCCGCCGCUGACUGGGGCGUCAUGCACCUCGUGAACCACGGGAUCCCUGACAACCUCAUUGAGCGGGUCAAGAAGGCCGGGGAGGAGUUCUUCAACCUCCCCAUUGAGGAGAAGGAGAAGUACGCGAACGACCAGGCCUCGGGGAGGAUCCAAGGGUAUGGGAGCAAGCUCGCCAACAAUGCCAGCGGGCAGCUCGAGUGGGAGGACUACUUCUUCCACCUCGUGUUCCCGGAGGACAAACGCAACAUAUCGAUCUGGCCUAAGAUCCCGAGUGAUUACAAGGCCGCGACCGCAGAGUAUGCAAGGCUGCUACGGGCAUUGGCGACGAGAGUGCUCUCGGCCCUCUCGCUUGGGCUGGGCUUGGAGGAAGGCAGGCUGGAGAAGGAAGUUGGCGGGCUUGAGGAGAUGCUGCUGCAGAUGAAGAUCAACUUCUACCCGAAGUGCCCGCAGCCGGAGCUGGCCCUCGGCGUGGAGGCACACACCGACAUCAGCGCCCUAACCUUCAUCCUCCACAACAUGGUCCCGGGCCUGCAGCUCUUCUACAAGGGUAAGUGGGUGACCGCCAAGUGCGUUCCGAACUCGAUUAUCAUGCAUAUUGGGGACACAAUCGAGAUCCUCAGCAACGGAAAGUACAAGAGCAUCCUCCACCGUGGGCUUGUGAACAAGGAGAAGGUGAGGAUCUCGUGGGCGGUGUUCUGUGAGCCACCCAGGGAGAAGAUCAUACUGAAGCCGCUGCCCGAGCUUGUCACUGAGGCAGAGCCCGCCCAGUUCCCUUCCCGCACCUUCGCCCAGCAUAUCGAGCACAAGCUCUUCAGGAAGAAUAACCCAGAGGAAAAAUCUAAUAAAUGAGCAUGUUCAGCAUGUUCUAUAGUUUCAUGGAUCUGGUCAGGAACUGUCAUGGGACUUUCUAAGUUGUCUUAUGAACUGAUAGCAUGUGGUCUGGUUUCCGUAAUGUCUUGGUCGAUAUUUGGGCUGUUUGGGUCCUCUCCAUACAUGCUUCGUUAAAUAAAGCUCUUCUACUCAGCUUUCUUCACUGGAAAUUUGAGUUGCUGUUUUUUUCUUCA